GACCACCUCCCUCAGCUCCACCCACACCCGCUCAUCACGAUGAUCCUGAUCGAUGGGCACGCACUCUUCGUGGUUACACUCGCGACCACGCCACCUACGUCCUCGCCGAUGCCGCUCAUAAGGACGCUCUUGCCGCCUACGCCGCUGCUACCACUGCAACAACCGAGCCCCUUCCCCACCCGUCCUCCCCACUAACCCACCCCAGGUGA
Molecule: messenger RNA, 209 nt
Organism: Closterium sp. Naga37s-1
Lineage: Eukaryota; Viridiplantae; Streptophyta; Zygnematophyceae; Desmidiales; Closteriaceae
Source: the annotation of a GenBank genome assembly